Messenger RNA from Rhododendron vialii, 918 nucleotides. RefSeq lists its product as uncharacterized. Lineage: Eukaryota; Viridiplantae; Streptophyta; Magnoliopsida; Ericales; Ericaceae. The transcript has 5 exons. The record is from RefSeq and is a predicted model, not a curated record. Bases 102 to 704 code for a protein of 200 amino acids.
GGGAGAUAGAGAGAGAGGGCGAAGGAGCCGGAACCCAGAUCCCGUCUCGACGAUUCUCUCCGUUUGAAGAAUCAAUCUUGGGCUGAGACUAAGUGGGUGCAAUGGCAUUUACUACCAAACAGAUGUCUUUGAUUGUAGCAACUUUUGGCGCAUUGUCCUUCAUUUUUGGAGUUGUUGCUGAAAACAAGAAGCCUGCAGUUGGAACUGCAAUCACAGGGAAAGGGGUUGUUGUGUGCAAGUAUCCAUCUGACCCUACGGUUGCUUUGGGGUAUCUGUCUGUUGCUUUUCUUAUGGCCUCGACUGUGGCUGGAUACUUGUCUUUGUUUUACCCUUACAAAGGCAAGUCUGUUCCACAAGCUGCUUUGUUCCGAAGCACUAGCUUCCUUGUGUUCUUCAACAUUGCCUUGGGUUCAGCUGGAUUGGCAGCAGCACUUCUGUUGUGGCCAACAAUUACGGAGCAACUUCACAUUAUUCGCAACGUCCAUCACAACUUGGAUACUGAAUGCCCAACUGCUAAGACUGGGCUCCUUGGUGGCGGUGCCUUUAUAUCCCUUGACGCCUCGCUCUUCUGGUUGGUUUCCCUAAUGUUAGCUGACAAUGCGCGAGAGGACUACUUUGAUGAAGUUGAUGGUAAAGGUGAGGUCGGUCAUGCUUAUGCGACUGAUUAUGAUGCUGCAGAUGGAGCCUUAAAGAACAGUGCCUAAGUGGUUUUCUGUGUCAGAAAACCUGACAUGUCUUUAGCUUAUCGAUUUGGUUUUCCCAUUUUCCAUGCAAUACACAGAAUGUGUUUCCAUUGUAAAUAAGUUUAUCCAACAUCAUUUGCUUUGCAUAUCGCUGCCGCUCUAUGGUGGAUCUGCUGUUCUAUUUGUGAUAGAUAUUGACAUGGAAUUUCUAUGGAAAUGUUAUGAUGUUAGCCUA